AUGAAGGGCACAUUCAUUCUCUCCGGUCUUUUGGCCUCCACAGUCUCUGCUCACAUGCAGUUGAGCAAGCCCUACCCCAUCCGCAGUCCCUUGAACAAGGACGCCAAGGGCGAGAAGGACUACUCAUAUACCAACCCUCUAUCAAGCUCCGGUAGUGACUACCCAUGCAAAGGCUACGCCAAGGAUGAAUUCAAUGCUGUCGAUACCUGGGCGCCGGGUUCAUCCCAGGAGAUGGAGCUCGAGGGCAGUGCCACCCAUAACGGUGGCUCAUGUCAGCUUUCCCUGACCUACGAUCAGGGUAAGACCUUCAAGGUCAUCCAGUCUGUUGAAGGAGACUGCCCCAUCGCCAAGAAGUACAAGUUUAAUAUUCCCUCCGAUGCCCCGACUGGUGAUGCCCUCUUUGCCUGGACCUGGUUCAACAAGGUCGGCAACCGCGAGAUGUACAUGAACUGUGCCAUGGUCAACAUCGGUGGCUCCGGUGGCCGUGCUGCCAAUAACACGAAUGGCUCCGAGGAGAAGGCCGUUCCCAAGAACAUGCCCGAGAUGGCUGCUGAUGGAAGUCCCGCUGACAAAAUUAAGUCAGCGGUCGCUAAGGCUAAGGCCAAGGGACAGACUAAGCCGAAGGAUCACACGAAACAAAGCAAGGCUGCCGAUACCAGCUACGACAGUCUCCCUGAAAUCUUCGUCGCCAACGUCGAUCAGGCUGGCAAGUGUGUCACCAUCGAGGGCGAGGCCGUCAACUUCCCCAAGCCCGGCCCCAACGUCCUCGGCCAGGCUGAUGGAAAGGGCUACAAGUGCUCUGGCACUGCUCCCUUCCUCGGCGAUGACGGGUCCAACACCACCAAGAACGCUACCAGCACCACUAAAAACAAGACCAGCACCACCAAGAACGCUACCAGCACCACCGAGGACGCUACCAGCGCCACCGAGGAUGCCACCAGCGCCGCCGAGGAUGCUACCAGCGCCGCCGAGGACGCUGCCAGCGCCACUGAGGACGCUACCAGCACCGACAAGAAGAUGUCCAAAAUUGCCUCUUCUUUCGGUACUUCCACUGCCACUGGUGGUGCCCGUACCCUCUCCACCGAGGCCUCCACCAACAACCAGUUCAGCGAUUACGUUGGCCAAUGGACUUGCACCUCCGGCGAGAUCCUCUGCUCUCCUGAUGGCAUGUCAUUCGCCUUGUGCAACUACGGCCGUCCGGUCUUCAUGGGCUCCGUUGCUGCUGGCACUUGGUGCCGCUGGGGUGCUAUCACUGCCAAACACUAA
Messenger RNA from Penicillium canescens, 1266 nucleotides. RefSeq names its product putative extracellular protein. Lineage: Eukaryota; Fungi; Ascomycota; Eurotiomycetes; Eurotiales; Aspergillaceae. The record is from RefSeq and is a predicted model, not a curated record. The transcript has a single exon. Bases 1 to 1266 code for a protein of 421 amino acids.